Molecule: messenger RNA, 1507 nt
Organism: Cylas formicarius (sweet potato weevil)
Lineage: Eukaryota; Metazoa; Arthropoda; Insecta; Coleoptera; Brentidae
Product: myrosinase 1-like
Exons: 11
Coding region: 8-1459 (483 amino acids)
Biological process (GO): carbohydrate metabolic process
Molecular function (GO): beta-glucosidase activity
Source: RefSeq, a predicted model, not a curated record
CAAAAGUAUGAAAUGUGAUGCAUGUUUUUUAGUAUCGUUUAGAUACAAAAUGACAGCGUUACAAGUGUUGCUGCUUUGCUUCAUCGCGGGGUCUCAAGCAUUGCUCGAUACAAGAGCCUUUCCCCCCGAUUUUAUGUUAGGCGUGGCAACGUCGGCAUACCAAAUCGAAGGGGCAUGGAAUGAAGACGGCAAAGGGGAAAACGUUUUUGAUUUUUUCUACCACACUCAAGGCAAUGAGACCGGAGAUGUGGCUUGCGAUUCCUAUCACAAAUGGGAAGAAGAUAUACAGAAUGUCGUAGAUCUUGGUGCACAGUUUUACAGGUUUUCAAUAUCGUGGACUAGGAUACUUCCCGAUGGGACUUUAGGAAAUAUCAAUCAGAAAGGGAUCGACUAUUACAUGAACAUAAUAAAGGCCCUCAAAUCGAACAACAUAGAACCGGUGGUCACAAUUUUCCAUUACGACGAACCAUUGCACAUAAGCAAACUCGGAGGUUUCCUUAACGACGCUAUAGUUGAUUAUUUCGGCGACUUCGCUAGACUGCUGUAUAGUACUUUCGGUCAGUACGUCAAGUACUGGCUUACCAUCAACGAACCCUCGAUAAUAUGCCUAUACGGAUACGGUUCGGAAGGGUUUGCUCCCGCAUUGGGUGUAAUCGGCGAUGGCAUAUAUCGGUGCAGCUACACACUGCUGAAAGCUCACGCUCGAGCGUACCACAUCUACGACGAGGAGUUUAGAGCCACCCAAAAUGGGAAGGUUAGCAUCGCCAUGGAAGGUCCCUGGUACGACCCCAGUGAUCCGUCCAGCGCAUUUGAUCAGGAAGCGAGUGAACGAGCUCUUCAAUUCAGGGAAGGAUGGUUCGCGAAUCCCAUUUUCGUCGGGGACUGGCACCAAAUACUUAAAGACAGAAUCGGCAACAGGAGCCAACAGGAAGGUCUAGCUAGGUCCCGUCUGCCUAGCUUUACGGAGGAUGAGAUCGCCUACGUCAAAGGGACAUCUGAUUACUACUCCUUCAACGUAUAUGGCACGGUGAACACCACGUGGAUACCGGAUGAAGAAAUUGGUGAGGCGAGCUACUACAGCGACCUCGGGGUCAAUGUCACUGACGUUUUCGACGAUCCCGCUGGUAUUCGAAAAUUCCUCAAUUGGAUCAACGAUCGUUACAAUCCCGGUGAAAUAAUGAUUACGGAAAACGGCAAGGAGAACGGAGGUGGACUUGAAGAUGACGACAGGAUCCAAUAUAUCCAGGGUUACCUGUCGAGCAUAUUGGACGCCAUCUACGAAGACUAUGUAAACGUCAUAGGGUACAGCGCUUGGAGUUUAAUGGACAAUUUCGAGUGGGGAACUUAUUCGAGGAAGUUCGGCUUAAUUCAGGUGGACUUUGGCAGUCCAAACAGGACGCGAACGUGGAAAAAGGCUGCCUAUUGGUACAAAAAUGUUACGGCAAGUAGACAGCUAUAACUUCAAAAAAGAAAAAAGAAACAGUUCAGAAAAUAAACAUUUUGUUGA